Messenger RNA from Hirsutella rhossiliensis, 1515 nucleotides. Its product is annotated as coenzyme A transferase domain-containing protein. Gene Ontology annotation, biological process: ketone body catabolic process. Bases 1 to 1515 code for a protein of 504 amino acids. Lineage: Eukaryota; Fungi; Ascomycota; Sordariomycetes; Hypocreales; Ophiocordycipitaceae. The record is from RefSeq and is a predicted model, not a curated record. The transcript is spliced from 4 exons. Gene Ontology annotation, molecular function: succinyl-CoA:3-oxo-acid CoA-transferase activity.
AUGCCCUCCCCGGCAGUCCGGGCCCGAACGCUGCGGGCGUUUGUUCGCCAUGGCACCAGACCAACGUCCGUCUUCUCCAGAUCCUUCUCGGCUUCGAUCCGCCGCGCCAACAUCAACAAGGUUUUCCCCUCGGCCUCGGAAGCCCUCCGAGACAUGGAGCCCAACACGACGCUUCUGUGCGGUGGAUUCGGCCUCUGCGGCGUCCCCGACACCCUCAUCGACGAGGUCCUCGGCAAGCCCGACAUCAAGGGCUUGACGGCCGUGUCCAACAACGCCGGCACCGACAACUCGGGCCUCGGCAAGCUGCUCAAGACCAAGCAGGUCAAGAAGAUGGUUGCCAGCUACAUUGGCGAGAACAAGACGUUUGAAACCAUGUACUUGACGGGUCAGGUCGAGCUCGAACUCACCCCCCAGGGCACCCUCGCCGAGCGCUGCGCCGCCGGCGGAAAGGGCAUCCCGGCCUUUUACACGCCCGCCGCCUUUGGCACCGUCGUCCAGACGGGCGACCUGCCGCUCAAGAACAGCCCCGACGGCACGCCCGCCGAGUAUUCGUACCCCAAGGAUGUCAAGGUCUUCAACGGCAAGUCGUACCUGUUGGAGCACAGCAUCGCCGGCGACUACGCCUUUGUCAAGGCCUACAAGGCCGACAAGCUGGGCAACUGCCAGUUCCGUCUUGCCGCCCACAACUUCAACGGAGCCAUGGGCCGCAACGCCAAGAUGACCAUUGUCGAGGCCGAGCACAUUGUCGAGCCCGGCGAGAUCCCCCCCGAGGCCGUCCACCUGCCGGGCAUCUACGUCAAGCGCGUCAUCCAGAGCACGAGCGAAAAGCAGAUUGAAAAGUACACUUGGGCCAAGGACGACGACGGCGCCGAUGCCAAGGCCGCCCUGGGCACCGGCGACACGGCCGCCAAGCGCGAGCGCAUCGUACGCCGGGCGGCUAAGGAGUUCAAGAACGGCAUGUAUGCCAACCUCGGCAUCGGCAUGCCCAUGCUCGCACCGGGCUUUGUCGGCCCCGACGUCGAGGUCCAGCUGCAGUCGGAGAACGGCAUCCUCGGCCUGGGGCCGUACCCGAAAAAGGGCGACGAGGACGCCGACCUCAUCAACGCCGGCAAGGAGACGGUGACGCUCAAGCGUGGGGCGGCCGUCUUUGGUAGCGAGGAGAGCUUCGGCAUGAUCCGCAGCGGCCGCAUCGACCUCAGCAUCCUCGGCGCCAUGCAAGUCAAAGGCUUUGGCGGCGCCAUGGACCUGGUGAGCAACCCGUCGGCCACAAAGGUGGUGGUGACCAUGGAGCACACGGACAAGAAGGGCAACGCCAAGAUCGUCAAGCAGUGCGCAUUCCCGCUCACGGGACGUGCGUGCGUGUCGCGAAUCAUUACCGAGCUGUGCGUCUUCGACGUCGACUUUGUCCACGGGCUGACCCUGAUUGAGCUCGCCGACGGCGUGACGGUCGAGGAGGUCAAGAGCAAGACGGAGGCGCCGUUUACCGUGGCCAAGGAUCUGAAGCCUAUGCUGUGA